UAAACUUGGAUUAACUUAUCAUUUUACUUUAAACAAUUCAGAAUAGUAUUUAUACAUCAAUAUCCUUAGUUUUUUUAACUCAAAAAAAGUAUAUUCAACAUUGACCAAUUUUUCACAAAGCCAAAUUUUGUCACACACUUUCGCGAACUCUAGAAACCAAAAUGGCAGCCUCCAUGGAACAUACACGAUUGACAUUUACGGAGGCAAAAUCACUAAUUUCAAAGUGCUCAUUUUCCCACCUUGAAGCAGUUUCAUCUAAGCGACAUGUUGUUUUACCCCCGAAGUUUUUCAACAAUAUUUUACAAGGAGUGAGGGAACAUCUCAACUCAGAACUGCAGUUAGUUGCAAGCUGGACAGAUGGAGUACUUAUGGCCUAUAACAAUGUGAAAAUCUUGGAAACAGUCGGAAGGAUAUUUGAUGAAUCUCCUUACAUCCAUUUUAAUGUAAAUGCAGACUUUAUCAUGUUCAGACCAGAAGUUGGGUGUUUAUUAAAGGGAAUUGUCAACAAAAAGAGUACUUAUCAUGUUGGCUGUUUAGUCCAUCAGUGUUUUAAUGCUUCCAUACAUAAACCAAGAGAUCUGGAGUCAGAAUGGGAAGGCACACAAUUGCAAAUAGGAGAGGAGUUUAUUUUCAAAGUGACGAACAUUUAUACUAAUAAUGGAGUAUUAUCACUAAGAGGCAAUAUUCACAUAGAGAAAACACCAAAAAAGAAAAAGAAAUCCAAAAAGAAAAGUCUAGAAACAGCAGACAGUUCUUUGAAGGACAAUGAGGAUGACCUUGGUAAAGGAGAUGGUUUUGUAUCAGAUUCUAAUACUUCAAAUGGAGAUAGUGGGAUUGGAGAUAUAUCUCUUAUAAAACCACAAAAAAGGAAAAACACCACAAAUGAAGAAGCAAACAAUAACUUAGAUAUUAACAAUGAGUCAGAAACACCAAAACAUAAAAAGAAAAAGAAACACAGAAAUGAAGAAGAUUCAUAUGAAAAUGGUUUGGAUAUAACAGAUGAAGACAGUACCAGUCAGAAAAAGAAAAAGAAGAAACAUAAACAUGACAAUCAUGAGUGUGACAAUGAAUUCUUGUCCAAAAGUAUGAACGACAGUAGUUAUAAACGGAAAAAAAUUAAGCAAGAAAAAUUAAACCAAAGUGAAUCGGACUUGCAUAUACCUGAAACCAAUCUUGUUACUGAUUAUCAAACUGGGAAAAAGAAGAAAAUAAAACAAGAACGUGUAGAUGAAUCAUUAUCCUCAGAGAAAAUUUCAAAGAAAAAGAGAAGACAUUCUAAUAUAGAUGAUAGUCAAGACUUUACAGUCUCUUCGAAAAAGAAGAUUAAAAAAGAAAGAAUGUAAUUCUACCAAAUUGAUUAAAAAAUAUUUAUUAGAAGAUUUAUUCUGAGAAAGACUACAAGAAUAAAUAUAACAAAAAAUUAUGGUCAAGUUUAGUCUUCAUCAUAAAUCAUAUUUAUAAUUAGUGAACAAAUCAAGGUCAUCUCAGAUUGUCUUUGACCUUAAUAUUGUAUCCUAUGCUUCAAUAUAUUUGGCAGAAUGAUGAUGUAAAUAUCUGGACAUCUAUGAUCUUAUCAAUUCUAGCAAGAUGAGUGAGGUCUUGGAUGAGUUUGAGAAUCAGUGCAAAUUAAAUCAUUUCAAAAGAGUUAUAAAUGCCUUUUAACAUGUUUAAUAACUUAUAUUAAUUAAGCCGAAACAAGUUUACACCAUUGACCAAAAUUUUAACACAAUGUUUGGUUGUAUAAUACAAAUUAAUUAUUAAUUUUAAAUGUUUUCAAAUUUGUCUUUCAAGAGAUAAGGCACAUACAUGACAAAUAAAAUCAACAACAAAUGUUUAUUUUUCAUACCUUUUACAAUAACCUGACAAUGUUUUCAUGAAUCCUUAUGAAUUUUUACUUUUGCAGAAUGUUGGAAAGAAAAUCAAGUGAUGAUUUUUAAAUUUGUUAUUUACAGUUAUGGGACUUUUGACAGGAAUAAACAAUUUGUAUGAUAACUUUGUUCCCAAAAACACAUUUAAAUAUUUUGGCAAUGUCACAAUUCAUAACUAAUAAAAGUUUGCUCUGA
Messenger RNA from Mytilus trossulus (common blue mussel), 2063 nucleotides. Its product is annotated as DNA-directed RNA polymerase I subunit RPA43-like. Gene Ontology annotation, biological process: DNA-templated transcription initiation. Lineage: Eukaryota; Metazoa; Mollusca; Bivalvia; Mytilida; Mytilidae. Bases 162 to 1343 code for a protein of 393 amino acids. The transcript is spliced from 3 exons. The record is from RefSeq and is a predicted model, not a curated record. Gene Ontology annotation, cellular component: RNA polymerase I complex.